Molecule: messenger RNA, 2775 nt
Organism: Hirundo rustica (Barn swallow)
Lineage: Eukaryota; Metazoa; Chordata; Aves; Passeriformes; Hirundinidae
Product: AN1-type zinc finger protein 5-like
Exons: 6
Coding region: 594-1292 (232 amino acids)
Molecular function (GO): zinc ion binding; DNA binding
Source: RefSeq, a predicted model, not a curated record
CCACUCAGAUUUAAUUGGUAAUAAAUUAAUUUUUCCCAAGUUGAAUCUGUUUUGUUUGUGAUGGUAAUUGGUGAAUGAUCUCCCCUCCUUAUAUCUGUUAUGAAUGGACUAGGAGACCAGCUCCAAAGUGAUUUCAGCUUUUAUUAAAAAAAGUAAAAUAGCCUUUGUAGCAGGAUUUUUGGAGACAGACAAAGAGAGGCCUGACAAUGCUGGGAAAGUUCUAUUGUUUUAGCACUGUCAAGGACGUUGAGCCUGAGAACCAAGACACUGAGCCUGAGAACCAGCUUUUUCCCUCAACAAAAUUGAAAAACAAGUAACUGCAAAGGAAUGCUUAUGCCGAUAACACUAGUCAAUAGCUAGUAGCAAAAUGCCGUGUGAACAGCUUAUGCACAAGAAUGAUAUAUGUAUAAAAGAACCCUGUGUACCCUCAAUAAAUGGAGCAUUUGCCACUACUUCUGUGAAGGUGUUUGACUCUGGCUGUUCCCCGUGUUUUUGUUUUCGUUUUGUUUUUCUUUCUUUUCAAAAAUCACCUUCAAUUGGCGCCUGAACUUCGGACCUUGGGGUGACGACCCGGAGGAGAAAUUAGCAGUGGGAUGCUGAGCGGUUGGACGCUGAACUCGCCGACAGAUGCAGCUGCAUUGAGCACUGAAAUGGCUCAGGAAACAAACCAGACCCCAGGGCCCAUGCUGUGUAGUACAGGAUGUGGAUUUUAUGGAAAUCCUAGAACAAAUGGCAUGUGUUCUGUUUGCUACAAAGAACAUCUUCAGCGACAGCAGAAUAGUGGUAGAAUCAACCCAAUGGGUAAAGGGACAGCUAGUGGUUCAAACAGUCCUAUCUCAGACUCUCCAUCUGUACAGAGAGCAGAUGCUAGUUUAAGCAACUGUGAAGGUACUGCUAGUAGUACAUCUGGAAAAUCAAGAAAUGUGCCUGUUGCUGCUUUGCCUGUAAUGCAGCAAAUGACAGAAAUGAGCAUUUCAAGAGAGGAGAAAGUAUCACCAAAAACAGACAUCGAGCCAGUUAUUACUCAACCAAGCCCAUCAGUUUCUCAACCUAGUACUUCACAGUGUGAAGAGAAAGCUUCUGAACUGCCUAAACCAAAGAAGAACAGAUGUUUCAUAUGCAGAAAGAAGGUUGGCCUUACGGGGUUUGAUUGCCGAUGUGGAAACUUAUUUUGUGGACUUCACCGUUAUUCUGACAAGCAUAACUGUCCGUAUGAUUACAAAGCAGAAGCUGCAGCAAAAAUCAGGAAAGAGAAUCCAGUUGUGGUGGCUGAAAAAAUCCAGAGAAUAUAAACUAGUCUAUUUGUGAAAAGACUGCCUUUUAUUUGUUUUAUUUUAAUAUGCCCUAUGAAAGCAUUAAAGAGCAGAUGCAUGGCCAUUUUCCUUUGUUCUCCAAAGUUUUAAUUUUAGCCUUGUCUGUCUUAAUGUUUUUUCACAAUGUUUGGGUGUUUGUUACAGGCAGAAUUGGAUAGAUACAGUCCUUGAAAAUGUAUAUGCUCUCCUCAGACUAUGAUUGGAUGGCUACAACCUGCACAGGAAUACACAUGCACAGAAGACAGGCUCUAGUUCACAUGUGUUAAACAGAUGUUUUCUUCAUGUUUGCAGCAGAUCUGCCUUUUGAGAUGUUCAAGGUGUUUAUGACUAGCCAAAGACUGUCCUGUUUGGGAGAAGGAUAUGUCAGAAAGACUGAUGGUCUACUUCUAGCCAUUUAAAAUCUUAUACUUUUAGUUUCCACGCUCCAUUGUAUUCCAGCAGAAUAUAAGACAUGUAGAGGGCUCUACCAUCCAGUAAGAUGAGUGUUGGUGCCAUAUUUAAUAAAAAGUCAUUUAGCAAUUGCAAUAAGAAAAAUGAAAAAAAAUCAGAUAUGUAUGAGAAGAAAACUAUUUUAGAACAGAUAACAUUAACUUUAGAAUAAUGAAAAUUAUAAUAAUUUCCCAAAGGAAAUGUCUUGUUAGAAACUUAAGAACUGUCCUGCAACAGUUGUCUGCUUUUCCUUGCAUAGCUAAUAAUGUUGUGUAGCACAAUAUUGUGCUAAGACUGACUUAGAAAACAAAAGCUAUGGGUGGGAUUUUUAGACAUACCACAGCAACUCUAUCAAGUGACACAUGCAUCUGUGUAAGUUGCAGAAGUAUUUGAGCAGUUUAUUAUUCAUGUGCUUCUUAAAUUCAGCACGUUCUGGGUUCAAAAGACUAUUAGGAUCUUUUUUCAGUUAAGAGAAAAAGAGUUUUAAAUGUAACAAUAGUUGUGUAUUUGAAUCAUACCCAACAUGACUUGUAGAUUUAAGUGGGAGCUGGAACCACUCUUGGAAGGCUGUUUUAUAAUUUUUAAUUGUAUUUGGGUGUAGGACUAGUGUUCUUGGGUGUAUUGCAUGGGCUUCAUUAUCUACAGCUUUGUAUAAUAACUAGAAAGGACAGUAUAGUUCACUGAUGCUUGUGUGGUAAUAUCAUUUCUGUGUUAUAAUGGAAAGGGGUUUUGUGAUGUAUAAAAUUGUGGUGGUUUUUUAUAUAAUCGAGUAUAGUGUAGACUAGUGUUGUAAUGCCUCCUCAUGUGUAUGUACACAAGAUGCUACUUAUGUUUUUUAUUGCAGUGUUCAAUCAGUUUUUUAGUUCACUAUUAAAAAAUCAAUUUUUUGCUUUUAAUUUGUUCUUUCAAUUUAGUUAUCAGAUAUGCAAGCAUGUACAGAUAGUUCAUACUUAGGUAUUGCACAUAAUCACACUAUCCAGCAUCUAUGCUCUGCCGUAUUAUGUAAAUAAUAAAAAUCACGUACAGAAGGAAA